AUGGAAAUCCCUCUGCGCUCCAAAGAUAAGUCAAAAACUAUUAUGCCUUUCAAGUUGUUUUCACAUGAAAAGCUGGAAAGUUGGACAAAGCAGCAGAAUUUUGGUAAUUUGCCAAAAUUCGACGAAGAAAGAAGUCCUACAAAUUCAAUUGUAAAAGAAAGCUGUGAGCUUCAUGAUAUUCAAAACCUCUUGGAUACAGGGCUUUCUGGGCCGAAUAUUUAUCACAUUUUAACUACCGUUGAGAAGCCGCAGCUAAUUAAUUUGCAGAUACCAAAUACUUUGAUAAAGGUUCCUCAUCAAAAUGCGAUUUAUGUAAAAACAAAUGCAAAAGGAAGUAUUUCAAUUAGAAGAGAUGAAAAGUAAAAUUUAUGUAGUUCAAUUUCAAGCUUCUUUAAAAAUUCUACAUCACUACCAACUUUAGAUGGUUCUCUGCCCAAGUUUGUCCAUAUUGAUGAUGAAAAUCAUAUCCACGUCUGCAAAGAUAACAAAGAAUCCCUUCACUGGUGGGCGGUCUGCACCUCAAAACAGCACAUGCUCCAACAAUUCAUUCCUCCACAAAAAAGAACCCUUUCCAAAAUCAGAGUCCACUGAAAAACAAAAGAAGGCUCAAAGUACUUGCUAGUAACGAAUUUAUCAUCUAUCCCCCGAAAUCAAAGAGCAAGCACCUCAACAACUGCAUCAUCCAAGAAGCCUGAAAAAAAAAUUGGGCUUUAUCAGCAUAGCUUAUCUGAUUUUAAAUUCGCAGGAAAGCUAUUGAAGACUUCGUUUUCCCCCUCAAUGCCAUUUAGGUCUAUGCUAAAAAGAGCUAGAAAUAACUCAGUGAAUUCUAAAGGAGAAAGGCCCUCGUUUAGCCUGUAUAGCACGCUGAAAGUUUUUUCGUCAAAAGAAGACCUGAAUGAUGAUCAAGCUGCAUUCCUUGUUAGGUCAUCAAACCUGUUUCAGGCUACAAUUUGUGAAGCAGAUUCAAUUGCUGAAAUUGAUAAUAUGCUGAAUAGUAUUAUCGAACUGAUUAAUAAGAAGGUUGAAAAAUCUGAUAAAAGAGUUUUGACGGAGCUGCUUGCGGAUUUCAUGUGCGACGAUUGUGGGAAAUGGUAUUUCUUAAAAUGCAAAGCACACAAGCUGGAUUAUAAAGCGUAAAACUCAUUGUGAAUUACUAAUAAAAUCUCAUUAUUAGCUUGGCUGUAAAAUACAAAUAAUUUUAAUGACAGCUUAAUUAAAAAGGAAUAUAUCCCUAUAAAACUUGAGUCAGCUUCGUAUUUAACUCCAGACUUCAACCCUAAUCUAGACCAUUCUAAAAAGCCUUCCUAUUCAUCAAAUCAUUCCUUUGAUGACUCAAAUCUCAAUAUCAAAAGAAAUGUUGCAGAGCCUUAUAUUUCUGUCCAGUCCUUGAACAGAAGACUAAUGCAGCUUGAACAAAAGCAUAUAAAACAUAAAUCAGAAGCAAGCCUAUUUAUCGACUUAAAUGAUGUCGUUGAUAAAUCUAAAAAAUCUUAUCUAAGCACUACAAUUCCAAAAAUUUGCAUAAAAAGCGAGCUUCCCUCUAUCAAAGGGUCAUUAACCUCUAAAGAACACUUAAAAACAAAAGAUAUAUAUGGUGAAUAUCUAGACAGAAUUGCAAAACACUAUGACAAUGUAAGAGGACUAGCUGCUGUCGGGAGGCGAGUAAAGGAAAAAGAAGUCUGCGUUCUUGAGAAAUAUCGGCACUCAAAAAGUUUUGAAGCAAUUAUAGAAAGCAUCAAGACAAAACUAUAUACAGACCAAGAUGUCGGGCACAUCUUCCUCAACGCAAGAAGUGAUUUUAUUAAUAUUGCUAUGGAUUAUAUAUGUAAAGGCUCAAGAAAUAAAUAUCUAUGCCAACAGAUGAAGAAAUCCAACUUAUGCAUUGGCAUGAAGCAAUAUGAGUUUGCAAGGACAAUGAGCAUAAUUAAAGAUGAAUUAAAGUUUCACCAUAUAAUUGCAGACGACAUUGAAGCAAUUAUUAAAAAUAUCGAGCAGUUUCAAGAUGAUGUAAUAAUUUAA
Blepharisma stoltei is the source of this 2019-nucleotide messenger RNA. NCBI's taxonomy places the organism in Eukaryota, Ciliophora, Heterotrichea, Heterotrichida, Blepharismidae. The record is from the annotation of a GenBank genome assembly.